UGCGGAUUGCUGUGAUCGCUAUCCACUUGGCGCCUCCUGUUGACGGAGCCCAUUUAUCACGGCGAUGAACACUACGAGCGGACGGGAGUUGGCGUGAGAACAUACUGAAAUUGCAGAGACUCGUCGGGAUCCGUGCUGAAAUACACUCCUUAAAUAUUGCUGGAACUGGCAGCAAAUAAAAAUAAUUGCUUUUAAAGAUUUCAUAAUACUGAUACUUCGUGUCGACCGGGCAUUAUACCAGACAAUAAACUGAUAAGGGACACUACUUCGAAUUUUGCUGCAAAUUUCUCGAGCUAAUUCCAAAAAAGGGAUAAGAGUUGUAUCUGGUCGAAUUCUUUGGUGUUGCAGAGGAUCAAUUCUAGAAUCUUAGUCGAGGUUUUAUACUGUCAUAUCUUUUGCAUGACAUAGUCAAAAUCAACGGAAGAAAAGUGAAAUAAGGGAAGUCGGAGUUGACGCUUGAUCUACGCCAGGUGCUCUGAACACACAAAGACAACAUUGCUUUUUGUUACCGGAGAGUAUAUACUGUGGAACGGAAACUCAAGAGGAGACACUUUUUUGAACUAUCUGUCAAGGUCGUGUGGCCAACAUGGAAUAAAAAUGCACUGAAAAUAUUAAGCGAGGAUGUGUAUCAACUGACACAUAACCGAGCCUUCUUUGACGACAACGUAGGAAACCAAGAAGAAGACAGAAUUUAGAACACGACAAUACGAGUAAGAACAGGACAGAAAAAGGAAAAGAAGAGUCAAGAUUCUCCUAGAUUAUCUUGUCAUCCGUUAGGAUGUGAGGAAAAUAUGCGUUAGACGAUUAUGCCGUACUCGGCUAAUGGACACAGUGUGCCACAGCUCCCGGGUACGCGCGUUUGCCUACUCAUCAUCUGGUUAACUCUAAGCGGACCAGAUGUCGGGAGUUGUGGUCUUCAAGCGGCUACGGAAGUGCAGUCCAGAACUAGCCGCUCAAGUUGGCACAGUGAACUUGGAAACAGCCAAGCAGCAUUGCCUUCAGAACACUUAAAAGAGAAACUACACGACAGACAUUAUGAUAAAUUCGUCCAUCCGACAAAGGAAAACGAUACUGCGACGAUAGUACGUGUAGGGUUAUAUAUCAAUGGCAUCAGCUCGAUUGACGAGAUUAACAUGCAAAUGGUGGAGGAUGUAUAUUUACGUCAAGAAUGGAUGGAUGCCAGGCUGAAGGAUCUCUUCAAUGGCACCAUGUCCAUCCACGGGGACCUCAUUGAUGACUUCUGGCAACCGGACCCCUACUUCCCCUCGGCGAAGUCGGUGAAGAUUCACACGGUCUUGUCCCAGACCAGGGCCAUGUAUCUCGAGAGGAACGGCAGGAUCACGUUUAGCAUACGACUCAGCAUCGAGUUAGCGUGUCCCAUGCAGUUCGAAAAUUAUCCGAUGGAUGACCAGAAGUGUUCAUUGUACAUAGAAAGUUAUUCCUUGCCCAGUACAGACCUUGUAUAUAUGUGGUUUGAGGACAAACCUGUUUUAUAUAACAAGAAGAUGGAGUUACCGAAGUUUCUGAUGGAGGGAGAUCCAACCAUCAGUAACUAUACCAACACAGGCGCAUACAGACCAGGCAACUGGAGUGGAAUCCAAAUGGACGUGCAUCUCCAUCGACAGUUCAUCUACUACCUUAUUCAGCUGUACAUCCCCAGUGCCCUGGUGGUCAUAGUGUCAUGGGUGUCCUUCUGGCUAGAUGUCGAGUCUGCCCCUGCCAGAGUCUCGUUGGGCGUGCUAACAGUUCUUACCAUAACAACACAGAGUGCAAAUGCCAACUCGUCAAUGCCACAGGUAUCCUACAUCAAAGCGAUGGAUGUCUGGCUUGCUGCUUGCCUAGGUUUUGUGUUUAGUGCGCUGCUGGAAUACGCAUUGGCCACAACCAUCGUCCGAAAACGCAAGAGGUCCGUUUCUAAUCAGCUAGGAAAUGCGUGUAAGGAUCUCAUAUCCGCCAAUUUCAAGCUUGUUGAGGGAGCCUCAGCCAACGGUUUCAACAGCUUAAGUAACGAUGACCCUAACGAGGCGGGCAUAGGGGAAAUAAGGAGGCCCCCGCCUGCAGAGAUCGGCGCUCGGAGGGUGGACUUCGUAUCGCGGAUACUCUUCCCAGCCGCCUUUAUCAUUUUCAAUGGGAUCUACUGGAUGCUUUACGUCUAUAUUCUGACAGAGCGUAGCACUGGACACUCUCACGGGUUUGGCUGAAUUAUUCUUGGGAGGAACGCGGCUCAAUGUUUGUACAAGUACUGAACUCUUCCAUGUAACCGAAAUGUAAACUGCUCAAUUGGAAUAGUGUGUGAUUUAUGAUAUUGUGAUGUGACCCUGAUCUUUACAGGAACCGGAGGUCUGAAAACGCUUGAAAUUCAGACUUGACGUUGUGUUUUGUUCCAACUGGAUUUCCUUAUUGAACCUUACUAUGGAUGCCAGGGAUUUCUAUUUUGCCAUGUGUAUGUGUGAGAGAAAAGAAACAGACCUGGCCAGUGGCAGUAGGCCUGCCAGCAAAAAAAUAAGAGCGUCAUGGUUAUGGAAAAUGGAAGAUGUGGUGUCCGUUGCCACUAUUGCAGCCGAUAUACAAAGCCGGUGGAAUUUGAGCCAAGUCAUUCAUGGAAUAUUCUAGUACAAGUUGACAAAGAUGUCGUCAAUGGUGUUGUAUUUCACAUUCUUGAUCAAAAUAUUAUUCAAGUAGUGCGUUAUAGUAGUGACAAUUUUGCUCUUAGUAGUUCACACCACACCUUCCUAUUUGUACGUUUGGGCACAGGAACUAAGUGUUAGAUUAGAAAUAUUAACAGCACAGUUGAAAUAAUUAUCGUGGACUGUAAUAAUGCACUAAAUAGAUGUGGAUAAAUUCACAAAGGACGGUCAUUUCGAUUCGAGAUAUGUGUCAUUUAAGUUUGCCUGAGCUAACCAUUUCUUUUGAUAAUCAAAUAUUUCACGGAGCCUUCGCCAUAGUGGCACCGCGAAAUGAAAUGAGUCGUCCAUCUUGAAAAAAUUAGGAAAUUAAUGUGCGCUUAAAGGGACAACUUGGACGUGAGAUAUAUUGGUGUUUCAUACAAAAAAUGGCUUCCAGCAGGACCGCAAAAUCACCAAAUAGGAUCAUUGAAAAAUCGGUGUACUGCAAUAAACAAUGCACUUGAACGGGGUGUAACCAUAGGCCUGCCUGAAAUUCAGAAGCCAUGACCGAAACUGGCUCGUAACACUGACGAAAAUCGUUAUUAAAGAUCAACAUUGGUGAGAUACGACUAGUGGCGGCGCAUGGUGUCAAGCAGGGGUCUACCCUCCUGGUCAGAUAAAUCCCACGCCCAAGUUGUUCCUAAGCAGUACUGCUGUACGCUUGAAAAGUCCUAUACGAACCUACAUAUCAUUUUUUGUCAAGUUUUUAGCAUCAUGACAUGUUUUGCUAUGAAAUUACUAAAUCAGGUAGUUAAAGAAUGGGUAUUCUCUUUUAAACACACAUCGCUCUAAAUGUGCUUGUAAGUUCUGAAUUAAUCAUUUCAACUCGAGAGUAGUGGCCCUGUGAUAUCGGAUGUAUACCGGCCGUCUGAGGGUUCAAAGUGGUACACAUAAAAUGGCUGUGGCCAAUGGUACAGUGUUGCAUUACAUGAAGACUAUGUUAUGGUUAUGCAGGGGUUGCUAGUGCACAUACUAUUAACGCGGGGACGAUGAACGUUUCACUGGUUGAAGGUUAUGGCCAACUGUUAUUUCCUGCAAUAUAGCAAGUGUACCCCAUUGGCCACAUUGGAAGUGAAUGAUUCAAAGACCGGGUUUUUCAAUGACAAGUCCUUGAUCCGGAUAUUUUCUGGAGGAGGAUAGCGUACACAUAUACCGCGAAGAGCUAAGACGACUCGGCUACAAUCUUCUGGUUCAACCAACGAUAUCGACCCACUCGACAUUUUUAAAGGUGGUCUUAUCACGUCAUGAGUCAAUAUUAAGGCUGUCGUGCUAGUGGAGGCGUGAGUUAUCCUGUGAGAUGUGUGAAUGUGAGCCAGAGCACAGGCACGUCAAAAAUCAGAGCUAUUGAAUUAUCAUUAUCUCUCAUUGAAACGCGCAUGUUGGCGCCAUCUGGCCGUGAAGAGUGGCACUACCCUAUCCCGGUGUCGAGUUACGAAUACUUGAAUGUCGAAUUUAUCGCGCCCAUCCGGUUAUGCGCCGAUACGGACGGACUCUCUUAUUGAUAUUCGGAUGGUACCCAUACAAACAACUAUAAUUUUUCUAAUCUGUUUUUCAGAACAAACACCUUGAAACACAGUUUUAGUUUUGCUGUGGAUAGUGGCUUUAAGGGCGGGGGAUGUGAACACGCAUGUUCAGAUAGUCUUCUCGUAUUUUGGCAUAUCGAGAUGGGUGCAGCACAGUCAGCAACUGCUAUCAGCAAAUUUGAGCGCUUUCAAUGGUACUCUCAAUACCCAAACGAAACGAGAUGGAAAAUAAUCAAAAAACUUGUCGAAUUUGCCUUUGAAUAUCAGUUCAUAAUUAGUAUCAGCUGUCAGCAUCAAACAUAUCAAUUUGCAGUCCUAAUUUAAGUCUUCAUGCCCUUGGAAUAAAUUUGCACGGAAAGGUUGGAAAACAAUUUCCGAGAUAUCUUGAAAGUAGACGGAAGUGUUCCAUGAUGUGUGCGGGAACACACAGUUAUGGGCUUUGGCGUUCCUGUCCAGCAAUCACCGGAGUCAAAGCCAGUAAUAAAGUAUGCUCACGACACCCAGAAUUUUCCGUACGUGUCGUUAUAGGUUCCUAGGAAAGUUUAUAAAUACGUUUACCAACCAUUUGCGCACACUUUUUGAUGUACAUGUAUAUCUUUAGCUACCUCUACACGGGCAUGGCAGGAAAUCUGUAGAUAUCACAAAUGCUUGACAAUGAUUACUUUGAGAUACAUCUAGAUCUCCUGUUUAUGAUGUAUGACACGAAAGGCAGGAUCAAACUAAAUACGAGUAAAGCAUCAUCAUGCGGAUGGACAGAUUGGCAUUCUGUACAUUCAUUUACAAAACUGACCAGCAAGUUUGGGGCAAGAAAUCAAUUGGUCAAAGUAUUCAAAAUGGAUUCCCCUUUUCGGCACCGUGACUUUAUGGGUCGUAUUUAUAGGAAGGGGAGGGGCAUGUGCUAUUGCCCGAAAGACACGGUAUAUUAGCAGUGUUGCUAGAUAGAGUUAACUGCGGGUCUUAGAUACGUCAAAAAUGUACAAACAUACAUGUACCGUAAGGCACUGUUUGUGUAUACUUUUCGGCUGUAUGGAGCGCCUCCUUCCCUCUGCAACGGUCGUUUGUAUUAACCAGCCAGUAACUCCCUCUAACCCUGGAACACACAGAGAUAAAUCCGCGAGAUCAUGCUGCAAAGGUCUUUGUAAUUAUCAAAACACCUACAUUUUCUGUCGUCGAUGAAAGGCACGAUGCUUCAAAACAAAACGUUCGUUUUUCUAUAAAUGAUAUACGUGUACUAGUAUCAAGAUACCUCUGCGACACGAUGUCGUGGAUAUUUACCUCUCUGUGUUCUCUCAGCAACAGUAAUGGUGAAACUGCGCAAAGUUGGUUUAAAGGAAUCGAUACCUCAUUGUCGGUAUUGAUUGUCUCACCCAAACCGCGAGGGUGGAGCUAAGAUGUAGACCAAAACCGAGAUGUAGCCGAGGUUUUUGUCCAAUAUUUUAGCUCAACCCGAGCGGUUUGGGUGAGACAAUCAAUACCGACAGUAAGGUAUCAAUUUCUAUUCUAAACAUCUCUCAAAUUAUAUAUCGAAUAAUGUGAUUUGAAAUGCUUCCACUUUUUGCACCAACCCAAGCGGUUUGGGUUGUCUCCCCAAAACCGCUGUGGUGAAAACGAGGCUAUAUACAUUAUCCAUUAUAGAAAUGAAAUGGUAUCACUCGGGUGUUUUCGAAAUUUGAAUAAGGAAUUGUGAUAUGUCUUUGGGCCUUGUUGGCCUCAAAUAAAGAAUGUGUUUG
Molecule: messenger RNA, 5919 nt
Organism: Lineus longissimus
Lineage: Eukaryota; Metazoa; Nemertea; Pilidiophora; Heteronemertea; Lineidae
Product: glycine receptor subunit alpha-2-like
Exons: 14
Coding region: 807-2201 (464 amino acids)
Biological process (GO): nervous system process; signal transduction; chloride transmembrane transport
Cellular component (GO): plasma membrane; synapse; neuron projection
Molecular function (GO): excitatory extracellular ligand-gated monoatomic ion channel activity; transmembrane signaling receptor activity; chloride channel activity
Source: RefSeq, a predicted model, not a curated record